Molecule: messenger RNA, 1377 nt
Organism: Acanthochromis polyacanthus (spiny chromis)
Lineage: Eukaryota; Metazoa; Chordata; Actinopteri; Pomacentridae
Exons: 4
Coding region: 138-1220 (360 amino acids)
Source: RefSeq, a predicted model, not a curated record
UGUUAACUCAAAGGUUUAGAGACGCUUCCUGGACCGAAGAACCGGAUCAAAAAGCUUCACUCUCAGAGCUGAUCCGUAAAUUAGUCCAUCAACAGAAAAUCAUUGGUUUCAGCAAAAAAUGAAAAAGUUUCCGACUGAUGAAUGAAGGUGUUCUACUGUUGAAUGAAAGUGUUCUACUGUUGAAUGAAAGUGUUCUACUGUUGAAUGAAAGUGUUCUACUGUUGAAUGAAGGUGUUCUACUGUUGAAUGAAAGUGUUCUACUGUUGAAUGAAAGUGUUCUACUGUUGAAUGAAGGUGUUCUACUGUUGAAUGAAAGUGUUCUACUGUUGAAUGAAAGUGUUCUACUGAUGAAUGAAGGUGUUCUACUGUUGAAUGAAGGUGUUCUACUGAUGAAUGAAGGUGUUCUACUGUUGAAUGAAAGUGUUCUACUGUUGAAUGAAGGUGUUCUACUGUUGAAUGAAAGUGUUCUACUGUUGAAUGAAAGUGUUCUACUGUUGAAUGAAAGUGUUCUACUGUUGAAUGAAGGUGUUCUACUGUUGAAUGAAGGUGUUCUACUGAUGAAUGAAAGUGUUCUACUGAUGAAUGAAGGUGUUCUACUGUUGAAUGAAAGUGUUCUACUGAUGAAUGAAGGUGUUCUACUGAUGAAUGAAGGUGUUCUACUGAUGAAUGAAAGUGUUCUACUGAUGAAUGAAGGUGUUCUACUGAUGAAUGAAGGUGUUCUACUGAUGAAUGAAGGUGUUCUACUGAUGAAUGAAAGUGUUCUACUGAUGAAUGAAGGUGUUCUACUGUUGAAUGAAAGUGUUCUACUGAUGAAUGAAAGUGUUCUACUGUUGAAUGAAGGUGUUCUACUGAUGAAUGAAAGUGUUCUACUGUUGAAUGAAGGUGUUCUACUGAUGAAUGAAAGUGUUCUACUGUUGAAUGAAGGUGUUCUACUGAUGAAUGAAGGUGUUCUACUGAUGAAUGAAGGUGUUCUACUGAUGAAUGAAGGUGUUCUACUGAUGAAUGAAGGUGUUCUACUGUUGAAUGAAAGUGUUCUACUGUUGAAUGAAAGUGUUCUACUGAUGAAUGAAGGUGUUCUACUGAUGAAUGAAGGUGUUCUACUGUUGAAUGAAAGUGUUCUACUGUUGAAUGAAAGUGUUCUACUGUUGAAUGAAGGUGUUCUACUGUUGAAUGAAGGUGUUCUACUGUUGAAUGAAGGUGUUCUUCGGACUGCAGGUUGAUUACGUUCUCCAAACGUUCUACUAAAUGUCCGGUUUAUGUUCUGCUGGAGGUUGGUUGGUGAACUGAGGCUGUUUUCUGUCUGAAAUCUCAGCAGCGUUACUUCCUGUGUCCACAAAGAGCUGCUGUUCCUGAACUCUGGCUUCGAGCCCCAAACAC